AUGGCUUUCAAAUCAAAUGUUUUACUGCUAUUCGGAGGCCUUUUCUUCCUCUCCUUUGGAUUUCGCAAUAUCUCUCUACUUUUGUCCAAACGUAGGGCAUCUAAGAAGUAUGGCUGCAAACCGGCAUUCCAGGUUCCCCAAUCUGAGACUAUUAUCGGAUACGGUCUCUUGAAAGAGCAAUUGAAGGCGAUGGAUGAUAAAAAUGUACUUGGUUACAUGGCCAAUCGGUUCCGCAAGUAUGGCAAUACCUUCGCUGCGGAGAUGAUGGGAGAAUCUUUCAUCGGAACUAUUGAGCCUGAGAACAUCCAGGCAAUAUUAGUGACAAAGUUUGAUGACUUCGGAAUUCAAGGAAGGAAACACGCGUUUGGGCCCCUACUUGGGAAUGGCAUAUUCACCUCGGAUGGCGCUCAAUGGAGACAUUCCAGGGCUCUCAUCCGCCCUAGCUUCGUCAAGUCACAAAUUUCUGACCUCGAUAUAUUCGAAACUCAUAUCCAAACACUAAUUUCCCUAAUUCCCCACAAUUCCGACACCGUGGACUUACAACCGCUUUUCUUCCGCCUCACGCUCGACAGCGCGACCGAGUACCUAUUUGGCAAAUCUGUAGCGUCACUUCACAAUGUUGAUGGACCUGAGCGAGACUUCGCAACCUCCAUCGACUACGCGCUCAGUGAAAUACCAAGAAGAUAUCGUUUUGGGCGGUUCAACUGCUUCCGCCGAAAUAAGAAGUUUAUCGAGGCUUGCAAGACAGUUCAUGAUUAUGUUGAUCCAUUUGUUCACGCAGCAUUACAGGGGCAGCCAAAGGAUGACAAAGAAAAGGGGAGGUAUACGCUUCUCUACGAGCUUGCAAAAGCGACACAGGACCCUAUUCAAUUACGGCACGAGUUAUUGAAUAUUUUAGUUGCUGGACGAGAUACUACUGCAAGCCUGCUUAGCAGUGUCAUUUUCAUUCUCGCUCGACGACCGGAUGUCUGGGCGAAGCUGAACGCGGAGGUGCAAAGAUUAGGAGGCAAACGGCCGGACUACGAGACGUUGAGACAGAUGAAAUAUCUUAAAUAUAUUGUUAAUGAAGCACUCCGGUUAUAUCCUGUUGUGCCUGCCAACAGUCGAUAUGCCGUUCGCAACACUACCAUUCCCACCGGGGGCGGCGUAAACGGAAAAUCUCCCAUAUUCGUUAUAAAGGGCCAGAUUGUGAUGUACUCAGUAAUGCAUUUACAUCGAAGGAAAGAUAUCUACGGUCCAGAUGCCGAUGAGUUUAAACCAGACCGCUGGGAGACCCUCCGGGCUGGGUGGGCAUAUCUACCAUUUAACGGUGGGCCACGAAUAUGUAUUGGGCAGCAGUUUGCACUCACUGAGUAG
Molecule: messenger RNA, 1356 nt
Organism: Venustampulla echinocandica
Lineage: Eukaryota; Fungi; Ascomycota; Leotiomycetes; Helotiales; Pleuroascaceae
Product: putative cytochrome P450 alkane hydroxylase
Exons: 4
Coding region: 1-1356 (451 amino acids)
Molecular function (GO): oxidoreductase activity, acting on paired donors, with incorporation or reduction of molecular oxygen, reduced flavin or flavoprotein as one donor, and incorporation of one atom of oxygen; iron ion binding; heme binding
Source: RefSeq, a predicted model, not a curated record